Dendroctonus ponderosae (mountain pine beetle) is the source of this 2398-nucleotide messenger RNA. RefSeq names its product pancreatic triacylglycerol lipase. Bases 109 to 1686 code for a protein of 525 amino acids. The transcript has 12 exons. The record is from RefSeq and is a predicted model, not a curated record. Gene Ontology annotation, molecular function: triacylglycerol lipase activity. Gene Ontology annotation, biological process: lipid metabolic process. Lineage: Eukaryota; Metazoa; Arthropoda; Insecta; Coleoptera; Curculionidae.
AACUGUUUACUUAUCAAGAAUUGACAAAUUUUCAAUUGAUUGUGAGUCUUGCACGGGCUUUUUACACGACUUUAUCUCGCAAUCGGAAGGCUUUUGGCCCGCAAAAUAAUGGUGACUGUGGUGCCUCAGAAUGGAUCAAUUAUAUUCCACACGCUUAUGUAUGUAUUAAAUCAAAGUAUUGUGCAGGAUGAAAGUUCCUAUAGUUAUUACUACAUGCGGAUCGGAAAGGAAUCCAACACACGAAAAUGCUAUGGGAUUUAUGGGUGUUUUGAAUUGUCGCCCCCAUGGACUUCCGAAAAUAGACCUGUGUCGUAUUUCCCGAAUGCAUUAGACGAUAUUGAGCCCAAUUACCUCCUUUACACCCGGAAAAAUCGGAUAAAGUACAGCUUGAUAGAUCUAAAUGCGUUUGACUAUGUGGCCAAUUCCGGCAUCGAUCCACAUAAGCCUAUUUUCCUUAUAACACACGGAUAUAUGGAGGGCGGAGUUAUAGAUUGGAUUUACAAAGUAACUCAACAACUUUUGGAUUUAGAGGACUGCAGCGUGCUGGUAAUCGACUGGCAUGGAGGCUCCAGUCCGCCUUAUGCUCAAGCUGUGGCAAAUAUUAGACUAAUUGGCUCAAUGACUGCGCAUUUAUUACACGACAUUGCCCAGUACAUUCCUGACCAGAAUUUGGACCGUGUCCACUGCAUCGGACACUCUUUAGGUGCCCACAUGUGCGGGUACGUCGGAUAUACACUUCAGGACGAGUUUCAUUUAACGAUGGGUAGAAUUAGUGGGCUGGAUCCAGCGCAGCCCCAUUUUGCAAAGGCGGCGCGCCCCGUUCGGCUGGACAGGAGUGCCGCUAAAUACGUGGACGUUAUUCAUACCGAUGCCAAUCAGUUUAUUACAGGCAGUUUGGGUAUAAUUGAAAGUAUAGGUCACGUAGAUUAUUUCCCAAAUGGCGGCAGCAACCAACCGGGGUGCGAUAAGAGCGUAGUCCAAUUUAUCAAAGACGAAAAAGGAAGCUUUAUGAAAGGUGUUAAAACCUAUUUGGCCUGCAGUCACGUGCGCUCCCAUCACAUUUUCCUGGACAGCAUCAAUCCGAAGUGCUCCUUUACGUCCGUACAAUGCUCAUCAAUCCAGGACUUCAUCGAUGGAAAGUGUUGGAGCUGCGGAAAAUACGGAGAAAAAUGCCUAAAGUUCGGGUUCCACAGCUACAAGCAGUACGACGCCCUUUAUGGCUCUGGAAUGAACUACAGUCUCAACCAGUACUUGAUUACUGGAAGCUCCAGGCCGUUUUGCAAGGGCCACUAUCGGGUGACGGUGAAAGUGUCCGAUAGUGAGCAAAGUUUGAGGGAUGGAGGCGAAAUCGGGCAACUAGCGCUGACUAUGCACAGCAGUUCCGAUGGACGGGGCCUCAAAUCCUCAAAAAUUGCCUUCAUCAGCGGCUACUAUGAGCCAGGCCGCAUCUACGUUAGAGUGAUCGCAACUGAUGAAAUCCCUCAUCUGAAAGCAGUGGAAGUCGAGUGGGUUUUGAGCAACAGCCUCAACCCGUUCACAUGGAGGUUCUUCAGCACGCCAAAAAUCCAUCUGGAAAAAAUCACCGUCGAAAUCCUGGAGAGCAAGCAAAGUAUUACUAUUUGUCCCAAGGAGCAGCAGCCGCUAAUCAUGGGCAAACCGCAGCUGAUGAUCCCCAGCUACUGUUAGUCUUUGGCAGGCAGCUGGUAAGUUCUGAACUGUUGGGAAUGCGAAGGCUGGCUGUGGAAGUUGAAUAAAACCAAGCAAAAACUUGUUCAGUAUCAGAAUAUAGUGUAUUAAGGUUUAUAUGUACAAAAGCAAAAAGAGAAGUAGAAAAAUACAGACUUAGAAUUAGUUUGAGCUAGUGGUACUUGAUGGUAAUGAAAAUGUUUGGCCGUGGUUUUGAUGCGCGCAAAAUAAUUAAGUUGCGAUUAGUUUUCAAUGAGUUUCAGAUGACGCGCCUUUAAUGGGUAAAUUGGUCAUUAUUGGUCUAUGUUAUGUAUGUACAAUGUUAUUGGAUACAGUUUCUAAGUGGAAUCCUGUAGUUGAAACUUCUGAACGAGCGUCGGCCCGAAGCGCCAAUGGAAAUUCCACAAGCACCUUUAGCUAAAAGUUAACGAAAUGGUGCUAUCGAUAAGAAUAUGAUAAGUCACUAAGUAAUUUUUGUCACUAAUCUAGAAAUUGGUCCACAUGUUACUUCCAUAAAUUCGUGAAUUCGCUGGAAAGUUUCCAACUAGAGGAUUCGGCGAGUUUCGGCACUAGAGUUACGUAGAAUAAACCUAAGUAGGACGAAAUUACACCUAUAUUGAUAAGACCUUGUUGUAUGUAUACUUAGGACACUAACAAUAAUUGUAAUGGUGCACUCUUUCCAGAGCGUUUGCAUAAAUCAGUUCAUUUACGG